GUUUUGAGAUCAGGAGCGAUGAGAAACACCUUCCCCUUUGUCAAACACCAGGAAGUGAUGCGUGCACGUAUAUUCUUUCUGUGAAGCUGAGUUUCCCCUCAUCUGCCAGGAUUAAUGUCGUUUAAUAAACCUUAUUUCUACUCGAUCUGAUACAUAUGCGGUACGUGCACUUUUUGUUUACCUGACGAGUCAACCUGACAGGUGCAAAUCAGACAUCAUCUGGUUCUCUCCAUCAUGUCAGAUAUGAAUGAGAACUCUUUAAACAUAAAUUUCCUGAAGGAGUCUGCGCUGAAGAGGCUCUGCGAGGCUCUCGACAAGGCCAACAACAAGGGAUGGCGGAAACUGGGGGAGAUCGUGAAAAAUGACAAGCGAUUCAAAAUGAGUGUGGAUGAUAUGGACAUGUGCUCUCUGAAGGUUUUGGAGUUGGACGGCAGUCCCUCACGUGCCAUGCUUAAGCUCAUGGGAGAUCAAGGCUGUGUGGUGGGGGAUCUAACAGAGUUUUUACAAAUGAUGGGUCACACAGACGCCCUGCAGUGUCUCAAACCUUCAGGAAUUCAAAUUCUGGUCCAACCACAGUCAGUGGCGGUCAUUGCUGGACACAACCUCCGUCUCAGCUGUUGCGCUGUAGGCUCUUCACCUAUUCAAUUCCAAUGGUUUAGAAAAACAGAGGAGGUACCUCAUAGCUCCUCCCCAGACCUGGUGUUCAGCCCAGUUCAGGUCAAAGACGCAGGGUUUUACAUCUGUAGGGUAAACUGUGGAAACACAUGUGUGUUUAGUCAUUGGGCCCAAGUGGACGUCCUUGAUGUUCCACCAAGAUGUGGGUUUGUAUCUCAGCCAUCGGACGGCAGGCCCAGGGUUUUGAUUCAGCCUCAUCCCCAAAGACUGUUUGUUGGCGAUUCACUCUUUCUGGAGUGUGGAGCUAUUGGGAGACCCAUACCGCAAUAUCAAUGGUACAAGAAUGGAAUGCCGAUCAAAAAAGCGACCAAGAGGAAAUACAGUGUCCAGGGUUUAAUGCCAGAGCACCAGGGAAGAUACCGCUGUGAAAUCUGCUGCAACAGCGAGCGCACAUGGAGCAAUGAAGUCGAUGUUGUCGUUGAAAGCCAUUCAGAAAUGAAAAACCCAGGGAUAUCAAUUCAUAUCUCAGAAGCAAUGGAAUGCUCUGAAGAACUGGUUUGGCAAAAUAAAAGAAGGUUCCAGAUUCUUUUCGAUGAUUUUUUGACCAGUGAGCAGUAUUACAGUCUUGAAAAACCUUACGCUACAGACAAAGUGGCCCUUCUGAUCGGUAACCUCACAUAUCGAAAUCACCCCCAGCUGAAAGCUCCUAUGGUUGAUGUGUAUGACCUCACCAAUCUUCUGCGGCAGCUGAACUUUAAAGUGGUGUCGUUGCUGGAUCUGACAGAGUCGGAGAUGCGGAAUGCCGUGGAGGAAUUCCUCUCCCUGCUUCAUAAAGGAGUCUAUGGUUUGUUGUAUUAUGCUGGACAUGGAUAUGAGAACUUCGGGCACAGUUUCAUGGUACCCGUGGACGCCCCAAAUCCAUACCGAUCAGCCAACUGCCUUUGUGUCCAGAGCAUUCUGAAACUGAUGCAGGAAAAAGAAACCGGACUUAAUGUCUUCCUCCUAGAUAUGUGCAGAAAAAGAAACUUGCAUGAUGAUGUCAUGCCGAAUGUCAUGCUUAAAGUCACAGCCAAUAUUGUGUUUGGAUAUGCAACGUGCCAAGAUGCAGAGGCUUUUGAAUUGAGUUCAAGCGGAUUCACCAAUGGAGUCUUUAUUAAAUUCCUAAAGGGACGCCUCCUAGAGGAUGAAAAGAUAACUGUUCUGCUAGACAGUGUUGCUGAAGAUAUGGGUCAGUUUGACCCGACGAAAGGUAAGCAGGCACUGGAGAUCCGCAGCAGUUUGUCAGAGAGGCGAUCCCUCACCGAUCCCAUCCGUCCUGGAGAGUAUUCACACCCGGCCCAGGCACACAACCUGCACUGGUGCAAAGCACACGAACUUCCAGAGAGUAAAAUAUUGGAUUUUGAAUGUGGCGUUCAGAUUAAAAUGGACUUUGCUGCAGAGUUCUCCAAUGUGCUGGUCAUCUACACCAGCAUUGUGAAAAAGCCAGAAGAAAUGGCAUCAUGUCAAGCACACAUAACUAAUCUUCCUCUGGAGCUGGAUGUAGAUCCGAAGUUGAUGAAUAAGGAGACUCUUGAGGAGACUGGAAGUUUCUUACUGACGGGCAGUCUUCCCCAGCAUUGCCUUUACACCCGGCUAAGCUCAAUACAGAAGCUCAGGGACGAACUUGCUUUUACUGUUUGUCUACAAGUCCAGUUUAGCUCCCUGGAAGAUCUGGUCCAGUGGAACAUGGACGUUAACAUCGGCAAGCCCCUCACUGCCAAACUGGAUCUCAACCGGCCGACCCGGAAGAACAGCUGCCAGCUGACGUGUCCGAUGCCCCACAGUCCCUCUACGAGUCCCAGCCACAGCCCGUCAUCCGACCGACGCUUCCACAGCCACGGCCCCUGCUUUUCCCAGAUGCACGCCAACCCCUACCUCAACGUCUGUGAGCCUCCCUGCGGUGCUAUAGGAGGUCACGGCGAAUUUCGAAUGUGUAAUGAUUAUACGUAUCCAUGUGAUAACGUGCCAGGCUCACCUUCGACCCCACUGAGUAUUCCUAUCGAGACCACCGAUGACGUUGAUGACAUGCAGAAUGAGUUUAUGAAUAGUUUGCAGUUCUACAACAAUCCCUAAAUCACAAAAUUUAAACACCAACUGAUUAAAUGUUUUGCUUGUAAUGCACUGUAAGUCGCUUUGGAUGAAGGCAUAAAUGUAAAUGUUAAAGGCCUUGCACGAGCCAAGCUACUUUUGUUUUUGUACACAGGACAAAACAGAGCUUAUAGGAGAGCAGAACCAGUAUGAUACAGUGUUUUUAUUUGUGUAUGUUACAAUACUUUCUCUUGUCUUAGUGUAUAAAGUUACAGAAGUUUAUUAAAGGGCACAUAUUAUACAAAAUCCACUUUUACAAGGUGUUUGGACAAAAAUGCGUGUUGGCAGUGUGUGAACACAACCACCCUACUUCUUUUUUAAUCCCCAUUAAACCAAAGCAGGGUCAUUAGCCGUUUUGAUUCUCUUGUCAAUGUGACAUCACAUUGAUAAAGCCCCGCCCAUAGCCACUGAGUGACAGUCCUGUAUUACCAUAGUUUCUGCCUUAGCGAAUUGUAGGCUGGAUUCACCGGAAUCAGACCUAUUUUAACUUAAAGUUCUCACUGUCUCUUUUGGAAAGGGAGUGAGGAGCAGUAGCUCAUUUGCAUUUAAAGGUACACACACACAAAACAGCGCAUUUUGCUCCCACCCAAAUAUGGGCUUUUUGGACAUGCUAUAAUAAAUGAUCAAUGGGGUAUUUUGAGCUGACACAUUGUGGACACACCUGAGACUUAUAUUACAUCUGUCAUUUUUUUUGUUGAAAACUUGUCAAGUCAUCAAAUCUCACUACCAAUACUUCAUAACACACUUAUUACUACACCUUUUUUGCAUAAAGCAAGUACUGUAACAGUCAGAGUAUUUUAGUUGUUAAAUGAUCAUUUAUGUUUAAUAUAUUGCAUAUUAUCUACUGUAAAACAUGUUCAUUUCGAUUUUAAGACAGUUUAUGAAUAUAAAUAAACUUUAUUUUCAAUAACUA
This is a messenger RNA of Misgurnus anguillicaudatus (oriental weatherfish), 3655 nucleotides long. It is a transcript of the gene malt1, whose product is annotated as MALT paracaspase 1. Lineage: Eukaryota; Metazoa; Chordata; Actinopteri; Cypriniformes; Cobitidae. The record is from RefSeq and is a predicted model, not a curated record. Gene Ontology annotation, molecular function: cysteine-type endopeptidase activity. Gene Ontology annotation, biological process: proteolysis.